This is a messenger RNA of Trifolium pratense (red clover), 5514 nucleotides long. Its product is annotated as probable disease resistance protein At4g27220. Lineage: Eukaryota; Viridiplantae; Streptophyta; Magnoliopsida; Fabales; Fabaceae. The transcript is spliced from 8 exons. The record is from RefSeq and is a predicted model, not a curated record. Gene Ontology annotation, molecular function: ADP binding. Bases 462 to 5174 code for a protein of 1570 amino acids.
ACUCAACUAUUAUUACACUGUACUAUGCAGUACCAGUUUGGCAUAUUUCUAGUUUAUUUAUUAUGUUUGAUUGCAGAAUUAAAUAACCAAAUUAUUUAUCCGAAGAGGUCUUUGCUGAAACCCAUCCGAGCAAUCAAAAGAGCUUUAUUGCUUCAAAAGAGUUUUGCUGUUUGCUUUUUCAGAUCUCAACUUCUUUCUAUUUCUGUUUUAUUAAUUUGUCUUUCAGAACUUUUGUUAUUUUUCCAUUCAUACAGAAAAAAGAAAAGAAAAAAAAAAUCAAAAACUUGAAAAAACUGAAGGAAGAGAUUGACUUCGGUUUCGUUCUGUUCAUUUCAAAGGUUAAGAGAUCAUUUAGUUUAUGCUUUUUGAAGUCUUGUAGAACGCACCAUCAACAGUACUCUCCUUGUUGAUUCAUAAUCCAGAUUGACUCAAAUCACAAAGAAGAGAAGAAAAGAGAAUCAAUGGAAAUUCUAACUGCCGUUGCUGGAAAAGUGGCAGAUUAUACUGUUGUGCCUAUUGGACGUCAAGCAAGUUACUUGAUAUUCUACAAAGGUAAUUUUAAGAUGUUAGCCGAUCGUGUCAACGACCUACAUGCUGUAAGAGAAAGGAUUAUUCAUUCGGUUGAAGAAGAAAGAGGAAAUGGUAAAGAAAUCGAAAGAGAUGUGCAGAACUGGUUGGAGAAAGUGGACGCGGUCAUUGAAAGGGCAAAUCAGCUUCAAAAAGAUCCCCGUCGUGCCAAUGUAAGGUGCUCAACAUGGGGGUUCCCCAAUUUGAUUUUGCGUCAUCAACUAAGUAGGAACGCCACAAAAAUUGCAAACGAUGUUAUUCAAGUUCAAGGAAAAGGGAUGUUUGAUCGAGUUGGUUACCUUCCGACCCUAGAUGGAGUAGCCUCCUCUUCCUCAACAAGAGGUAGUGAAAAUUAUGAGACAAGAGAGUCACUUAAGAAUGAUAUUGUGAAGGCUCUAACAGACCUUAAUUCAUGCAACAUUGGGGUCUAUGGUUUGGGUGGGGUGGGUAAGACCACUCUGGUCGAAGAAGUGGCUAUAAUUGCAAAGCAACAUAAAUUGUUCGAUAAAGUGGUUAUAACACAUGUAUCCAAAAAUCCAGUCUUAAAAGUUAUUCAAGGGGAGAUUGCAGAUUCGUUGCGUUUACGAUUUGAUGAGGAGACAAUUUUUGGAAGAGCAGAGCGCCUAAGAGAAAGAAUCAAGAUGGAGAAACGUAUUCUUGUCAUUCUAGAUAAUAUAUGGACCAAGGUUGAUUUGAAGAACGUAGGAAUCCCAAUUGGUAAUGAACAUAAUGGUUGCAAAUUAUUGAUGACAUGUAGAAAUCAAAAUGUCUUGGUGCAAAUGGGUGUUCCAAAGGAUUACACUUUCAAACUUGAUCUUAUGGAGGAGAACGAGGCAUUGAGAUUGUUUCAGUUUAUGGCUGGGGAUGUGGUUAAUGAUAGCAAUUUGAAAGAAGUAGCAAUUAAAGUUGCCAAAAAUUGUGAAGGUUUACCUCUUAGGGUUGUGACAGUAGCACGUGCAAUGACAGAUAAGAGGGAUGUCCAAUCUUGGAAAGAUGCAUUAAGGAAACUACAAAGUAAUGAUCAUGAAGAGAUGGAAGCGUCAACUUAUUCUGCUUUGGAAUUGAGUUACAACUCAUUGGAGAGUAAUGAAAUGAGGGACAUCUUCUUGCUUUUUGCAUUAAUGCAAGGUAAUGAUGUAGAGUACUUUCUGAAAGUUGCAAUGGGUUUGGAAAUAUUAAAGCAUGUUAAUACCGUGGAUGAGGCAAGAAACAAAUUUUACACAAUAAUCAGAUCUCUGGUGGCGACUUGUCUUUUGCUUGAUGUCAAAGCAGGUGGAGUGAUUCAAAUGCAUGACUUUGUUCAUGAUUUUGCUAUAUCCAUAGCUCGUAGGGACAAACAUGUAUUUCUAAGCAAAAAUCCACAUGAGGAAUGGCCAACUGAGGAUUUUUUAAUAAGGUGCACACAAAUGGCUCUAUCAUUUUAUCAAAACGAUGAGCUUCCUCAAACGAUUUAUUGUCCAAACAUUAAGUUUUUCUCUUUGUUUAGUGUGAACCGUUCUUUAGAAAUCCCCAAUACUUUUUUUGAGGAUAUGAGAAGCCUUACUGCGCUAGAUUUAACCUUCUUGAACUUGCCUUCCUUAACCACUUCAUUUAAGCUCCUAACAAACCUUCAAACACUGUGUUUGGAUUUUUGCAUUUUGGAAAAUAUGGAGGCAAUAGAAGCUUUGCAAAAUUUAAAAAUUCUCCGCCUCUGGCAAUGUUCAAUGAUCAAGUUGCCAAGAGAAAUAGGGAAAUUGACUCAGUUGAGAAUGCUUGAUUUGAGCAAUUCAGGAAUAGAAGUAGUCCCACCCAAUAUCUUAUCAAGCUUGAUUAGAUUAGAGGAGUUGUACAUGGGCAAUACCUCUAUUAAUUGGGAAGAUGUGACUUCGACAACUCAAAAUGAAAAUGCUAGCAUUGCUGAGCUUGGAAAACUACCAAACUUGAUUGCUCUAGAAUUACAAAUUCGCGAGACUUGGAUGUUGCCAAGGGACUUGCAAUUGAUGUUUGAGAAGCUGGAAAGAUAUAAAAUAGUUGUUGGAGAUGUAUGGGAAUGGUCUGACAUUAAGGAUGGAUCCUUAAAAACAUUGAAGCUCAAACUUGGGACCAAUAUACAUCUGGAGCACGGAAUUAAAGCAUUGAUUAAAGGUGUUGAGAAUUUGUACUUGGAUGAUGUUGAUGGAAUUCAAAAUGUGCUUUAUCAACUAAAUGGGGAUGGAUUUCCAUUAUUGAAACAUCUCCAUAUCCAAAAUAAUGCAAACAUGAAGCACAUUGUUGACUCUAAAGAGAGAACUCAAAUCCAUGUGUCAUUUCCCAUCUUGGAAACAUUGGUACUUCACAAUCUUAAAAACUUGGAGUGUAUAUGUCAUGGUCCAGUUUCAAUAACUUCUUUUAGAAGUCUCAGUGUUAUCAAAGUCAAAAAUUGCAUCCAGUUAAAAUAUAUUUUGUCCUUCGAUAUGAUUAAAGGACUUUCUUGCCUUUCUGAGAUUGAUCUUUAUAAGUGCAAUUCUGUGAAGGAGAUAGUGCUCGGAGACAACAAAUUAAGUGCAAAUAAUGAUAUAACUAAUGAAAAGAUUGAGUUUCUUCAAUUACGUUCUUUGACUUUAGAAUAUUUGGAGACACUUGAUAAUUUCUUGUCUUAUCAUUCAAUGGAUUCCAGAAGUUCGCAAAAAUAUCAAGGUUCAGAGUCUUAUGUUUCUUCACCAUUUUUCAAUCGUCAGGUUGUAUUUCCUAAUUUGCAUACCCUUAAAUUGAGCUCACUCCCCCAUUUGAAUAAAAUUUGGGAUGACAGUCAUCAUUCUAUGUACAAUUUGACCAACUUGAUUGUGGAUCAUUGUGAUGGGUUGAAGUACUUAUUCUCUUCUGCUGUUGUUGCAAGUUUUAAGAACCUCAAACAACUUCAAAUAAAUAAUUGUGAUAUGAUGGAGGAGAUAAUAACUAAAGAGAGGGACAAUGCAUUGGAAGAGGUUCUUUUUUUGAAAUUAGAGGAAAUCAAAUUGUUUAACUUGAACUUGAAGACAAUAUGGCACCGACAAUUUGAAACAGUGAAGAGGUUGGAAGUUGAAUUUUGUGAAAAUAUUGUGGCAGUUUUUCCUUCUUCAAUGCAAAAAACAUAUAAUAAGUUAGAGAUGUUAAAGGUUCACUAUUGUGUUUCAGUGGAAGAAAUAUUUGAAUUGACUUUCAAUGAAAGUGGCAGUGUUGAAGAAACAACACAGUUGAAAGAAGUUGCUAUAAUUUUAAUGCCGAAGCUGAAAAAGAUAUGGAGUAGAGAUCCUCAAGGAAUUCUUAGUUUUCAAAAUCUCAUAAAUAUAAAUCUAGAAAUGUGUGAAAGUGUGGAGCAUCUAUUACCACUUUCUGUAGCCACUCGUUGCUCACAUCUCAAGGAACUUGAAAUAACCAAAUGUAGAAACAUGAAGGAAAUUGUUGCAGAGGAGAAAGAAUCUAGUGUGAAUGUAGCUCCCAUAUUUGAGUUUAAUCAACUGAAUACUUUAAUCCUAAGGGACUUGGAUAACCUUGAGGGUUUCUAUGCUAAAAAGCACACCCUAGCAUGUCCAUCAUUGAAGAGCAUUGGUGUUUUCAACUGUGCAAAGUUGAAUUUGUAUAGAACUCUAUAUACAAAAAGCUCCAAUUUUUCAGAUGACCAACUUUCUGUUCAAGCGCAUCAACCACUUUUCAUUGCGGAAGAGGUGAUUCCAAAUUUGGAGAUGUUGAGAAUAGAUAAUAAGGAAGCCAACAUUAUAUUGCAAGCACAAAACUCGAGUGGCCUAUUCACAAAAAUGACAGAACUUGCUUUGUGUGGUUAUAAUAAUGAAGAUGCAUUUCCUUAUUGGUUUCUUCAAAAUGCGCGCAGUCUUGAGUCACUAGUUGUUCAAGGGAGUUGCUUUAAGAAGAUAUUCCAAGAUGAAGGAUGGAUAAGUGAAAAGACUCACACACGACUCAAAAAACUGUAUCUGAUUGGAUUACCUAAUCUUCAACAUAUAUGUGAGGAAGAAUCCCAAAUUGACCCAGUUCUUGAGGUCCUUAAAGUCUUAUGCAUUACCAACUGUUCUAGUUUGAUAAGUUUAUUUCCUUCCUCUGCCACACUUAGUCAUCUUGAAUAUUUGGAGAUAACUGGUUGCAAAGGGUUAAAAAAUUUAAUUACAUCUCGAACAAUGCGAAGUUUGGACAAGCUCAUAACACUGAAGGUAGAAGAUUGUUCUUCACUUGAAGAAGUAAUUACUGGAGAGGAAGACAUUCACAUUACAUUAAUUAGUCUGCGAAAGUUGGAGUUGAAAUGUUUGUCUAGCCUCAACCAAUUUUGCUCUAAAAAGUGCUCCUUAAAGUUUCCAUUGUUGGAGAUAGUAAUUGUGAGAGAUUGUGAUAACAUGAAGGUUUUUUCUGAGGGAUACAUAAGUACACCAAAUCUUCAACAAGUUAAAAUUAGAGAAAAUGAUGAAGGAUGGUUUUGGAAGGGAAACAUAAAUGAUACAAUAACCAGCAUGUUUGGAAAUAAGGGAAGGAAUUUCCAACGUUCUGAUACUUCUGAUACAAAUGAGACCACCAUAGGACAUUUCCAAGGUAUCAAUGAAGAUGAUAAAGAGGACGGAGAUAUAAGUACUUUUGAAUUUCAAGAGGACGACAACAUAACAUAAGUACUUGCGAAUUUCAAGAGGAAGACACAAGUGGUGAGGAUAACGUGGGUGAUGAACUUCAGUAGGACGACACCGUGAUGAGGAGGAGGAGGAUUUCCACAAACUUAAAUGAGUUGGAUGAUGUUGUUGUAGGCUUGUACUUAAAGCGUUAAACUUGAAGAAACUAUUUUGUCAUUUUGUUGUACUCAUGCUUUUAAAUAUUAAACUUAUAUAGUAUUAAGUAAUUAAACAUUUUGGGUCAACGGGCCCUUUAUUACCACAACUUUUGUGGUACAUGUAAUUUAUGUUUGGUUCAAUUCUUAAUAUAUGAAAAUAUGGUAAAAAAUGUUUUAUAAAUACA